CAGAAAAAGCCAGCAGCAUGACUAAGUCCUACAAGAUCCUCUAAGCAAGUAACAACCUUUAUGAUAUGCUUUCAAUAUUUGAGAAAUGGUAAACCAAAAUGAAUAUUAUGCAUUCUUGUUAUAACUGAAAAUCUGACUUCAGAACUCAGUAUAAAAAUAGAAAGACUGGUGCAUGGACAGUACAUGCAAAAUUGUUCUAGCUGCUUCUUCCUUUGAAUUCUUCAUGGCUAAAUCAUAUUUCUUGCACCAGUCACCACCAGCAAUUGCUGAAAUGCUGCUGCUUCUUAUCUCAGCAUUUUGCUUACUUAUGACAGAUGCCAGCAUUGGAGUUUGCUAUGGAACCCUCGGAGACAAUUUGCCAUCUCCACCACAAGUCAUUGCUCUGUGCAAUAAGUAUAACAUAAACAGAAUCCGACUCUACAAUCCAAACCAAGCAAUUCUCCAAGCCCUCAAGGGAAACCUCAGCAUUUCAGUCAUUGUAGGCAUUCCAAAUGAAGAACUUCCAGGAAUAGCAAGAAAUACCUCGACUGCAAAAUCAUGGGUCCGAAAUAAUAUACUCAAUUAUGCUAAUGUGAAUUUCAGGUACAUAGCAAUCGGAAAUGAAAUCAGUCCCAGUUCGAAUUUGGCACCAUAUGUAGUCCCCUCCAUGCAAAACAUUCACAGUGCCAUUUCCGCAGCCAGGCUUGGGAACAAAAUCAAAGUUUCCACAUCCUUAAGUAUGGAAGUUCUUGCACAAUCGUAUCCUCCAUCAACAGGGGAGUUCAAUUCUGAAAUUCUGUCCUCAUUUAUCACUCCCAUUGUUAACUUUCUUGCAAAAAAUCAGAGCCCAUUGCUUCUGAGCGUGUACCCAUAUUUUGCUUAUAGCAGUAACAUGAAGGACAUUAGCCUGGCUUACGCACUUUUUACAUCUCCUUCGACUGUGGUCAAAGAUGGGAAUUACGAAUACCAAAACCUGUUUGAUGCUAUGGUGGAUGCAACGAACGCAGCAUUGGAGAAGACUGGGGGGACUAAUGUAGAAAUUGUUGUUUCGGAAAGUGGAUGGCCUUCUGCUGGUGGAACAGCAACUACUCUUGAGAAUGCCCGGAUUUAUAACUCCAAUUUGAUUAAACAUGUUGAGAAAGGAACCCCAAGAAGGCCUGGAAAGCCUGUAGAAACUUACCUUUUUGACCUGAUUGAUGAGAAUCAGAAAAGCCCGGAACUUGAGAAGCAUUGGGGACUCUUUCUUCCUAAUCAACAACCUAAAUAUCCCAUGACAUUUGAUAAAAACACAAUGAAUGACUAGAUAAUUUCAUAAUAUAUCAUCCUUAGUAAUUAUUAACUAGGAAUUUGUAUAAUGGACUGUUUGCACACAUAACAAAGCUUUAUCAUUUAUACAUCAAGAAUUGGUAAA
Olea europaea var. sylvestris is the source of this 1390-nucleotide messenger RNA. RefSeq names its product glucan endo-1,3-beta-glucosidase, basic isoform-like. The record is from RefSeq and is a predicted model, not a curated record. Bases 173 to 1282 code for a protein of 369 amino acids. Gene Ontology annotation, molecular function: hydrolase activity, hydrolyzing O-glycosyl compounds. Gene Ontology annotation, cellular component: plasma membrane. Gene Ontology annotation, biological process: carbohydrate metabolic process. The transcript has 2 exons. Lineage: Eukaryota; Viridiplantae; Streptophyta; Magnoliopsida; Lamiales; Oleaceae.